GUGGUGGAAUGGGCCUUUAGAGAAUGCUCAGUGAGGCAAGUGUUGCCAGUGAUGGACUGAAAUAUACUUUGGUAUCAACAGCUGAGCCUGUGAAUGGAGGGCCUAGUGGAGAGGACUUUGGCCAAAAAAGGAGACUGGCUUUUUUCAAAAUGCAGUGACGGGGGGGAGGGGUAGGAAAGAACGAAUGGGUAUAAACCAUGUGCUCUCUGACAGCCACAGAGAUAAAGAAACACAGGGUAGGAGUGUACAGCACAGCACUGGACAGAUACAAAUACAGUACACACUCGAUGACAGAGCAUACUCUCGGCCCGUAGGAAGAGGACGAUAACAUUAGAAUCGAAAGAUGUGACACUUAAAAGAAAGUUGGAUAAAAGCAAUGGAUCCAAAGAUUAAAAACAAAUCAAACAGAACUAUAGAAAAUGACAAGGGAGAAACUACACGAAUGGCUAAGGACCAAAGCCGACCGGUGAAGCUUGCCAUGAUGGUCCUAAACUCUGUUCUGGUGGUUGUUACAGACCUUUGGGCUGGACUACUUGGCAGUGCCGUAUUCAGACGCCAUUUUCACCUCCUGUUGUCAGGCGUGGUUCUGUUUGGACCAGCCAUGAGUCUGUGGGUGUCCAAGUACAGCAUCUUUGCAAACAGGAACCACUACCUCUACAGGAUGUUCCUGCGAUCAGGCUGGGGCUGGACCUGUGUUUUCACUGGCUCCUUUGUCUUCGUCCUCUCCUUCUCCAUCCGUCGAUCCCUCUCUCUCUCCGUUCGCCAUCUCUCACGGAUAGCCACCGUGGGAGCACUGCGGUGGGGCUCUCGCAGUCUCCUGACUCUGCUGGAGAACAUGGCAGGCAGCUGCUACGAGCCCAUGCCUGCUACCCUGGUUGGGGGCCUGAACCUUGGCCAGGGAGCCAGUGUCCCAGGGCAGUCCUUACUCCUGAUCCAUGAGGGCGAGCGCAAGGCCUCCUGCCUGAAAGCGGGCAUGCUGUGGCAGGGCUGGGAGGUCUCGGAGGACACUCUCCUCCUCUGCCUCUGCUGCCUGCUCCUGGCCGAAGAGACUGCAGUAUUGGGGCCCUACCUAGCCCUGGGAGGGCCCUCAGGGCCCCCGCUGCGCCUGCUCUUCCUGCUCUGCGUCUCCUUACUGGGUCUGUGGCUGUUUCUGCUGCUCUGUCUGCUGGCUUACUUCCCGCAGUUCCCCUCCCAGCUUCUGGGGGGAGCUCUAGGGUGUUUGGGCUGGAGGGGACUGUAUCAGGGUUGGUAUCGCCUGCAGCCCAGCUGGUGCUGUCCUGGGUGGCCUGGAGAGGGACUUCUCAUCACAACUCAGAGAGAGCCGUACAGUGAAAGGGAUGUUCAUGACGUGUGGCCAAAAUAUUGAUGUCUUUGGCUAAAAUAUUAUUUGCACCCCAGAUCAAAAUAAGAAUGGAUAUGACUCCACAGCAAAAAGGGCUCUGCUUGAUAUUUUAUAAAAACUAAAAUAGUUACAUUUUCAUUUGCUUUAUAUUCAAUGUGAUAACUCCUAACAUCAAGAACAUCGAAUUGGAUAAUAACAGGAAGAUUAUGUACAUUAUCACAGAAUUGAGAAAGUCAAACUUUCAUAAGCAAAAUAUUGAAAUUCUUUCAAAUCUCACCAUGAAACAUUAAAAAAAAUACUCACUUGA
This is a messenger RNA of Salmo salar (Atlantic salmon), 1649 nucleotides long. Its product is annotated as fat storage-inducing transmembrane protein 1. The record is from RefSeq and is a predicted model, not a curated record. Gene Ontology annotation, biological process: phospholipid biosynthetic process; lipid droplet organization; lipid storage. Gene Ontology annotation, molecular function: coenzyme A diphosphatase activity. Lineage: Eukaryota; Metazoa; Chordata; Actinopteri; Salmoniformes; Salmonidae. Gene Ontology annotation, cellular component: endoplasmic reticulum membrane.